CUCGAGAUCCUCGGGAUCCAUCCUAUGAUCAAACAAUCAUCCGUCGCUCCUAGCUGUGAUUUCUUCACCACAUCCGCGACUAUCACCAACAAUAUCUUGCAUACCGAUGCUGGUUUACAUGCAAGCUCGGAUCUCUGUGGCUGUACUGUCGACAGGGCUGGCGAGCAGCGGGGCCUCUGACUACUGUCUAGGUGGAUUGAUAAACAAUGUCGAAACUGUGCCACAAGACUCGGUCCUGAGAGUAAGCUCAAACGACGUCCGAGCUGCAGUGCCUCAAAGAUCGCCAUCGGCUUCAUGGGAGGAAGAUCGCCGGAUCCGAGCGCUAAAAUCCGAUUGGUUGUCUAUACGAGGUUACGAAUCCAUUCAGCCACCUUCAGCGCCAACAUUGCGAAGCCGCAGCGACGUAUCGCAAGCAGUGCUGGAAGAGUCGGGCAAUGCAGUCUACGAAUACGCGUACAACUGGAUCAGACAGAGCCUAAUCUAUAUAAGUGCCACCCAUGGACUCGAUGCCGUGUCCAUUCCACACAUACAGGAGAUUAUUAGAUCCAGCAAGAUUCGACAAUCCACACUUUACAGUAUAAGAUCUACUGUCUCCACAGCAGUAACCCCGUAUCUCCACAGUACUAUGUGUCGCGCACUUACUCUCUCCACGUCGAAACGCGACCAAAAUACACCAAAUGCAGCAACCGCUAAACAACCAAUUAUCGGCGGAAAUCUCAAGACAGGCCUGGAAAAGCUUACACGGGCUGUAGAACGAGGAGUCGACCGUCAAAUCUUGAGCGCUCAAGUGCGGACUUAUGGCACACCUCCGUCGUCCUCUCAAUCCUCGGAACAAACAACGAACAUUGGCUCAUGUAACACGAAACCGAUUAUCUGAGCGACGAGGGGACUUUAUUGCGUAAACCACUAUCUCCAUGACGACACCGAGGGCCUGUGAAGGCUCGAACUCUGAAGUACAAACAUUGUCCCUGGAUCAGAAGACCAAUAUUAUCGUGUACGAGGAUCGAUCUGGGUCGUUGCAUA
Molecule: messenger RNA, 1023 nt
Organism: Alternaria alternata
Lineage: Eukaryota; Fungi; Ascomycota; Dothideomycetes; Pleosporales; Pleosporaceae
Exons: 1
Coding region: 107-877 (256 amino acids)
Source: RefSeq, a predicted model, not a curated record